This is a messenger RNA of Pan troglodytes (chimpanzee), 1606 nucleotides long. RefSeq names its product membrane-spanning 4-domains subfamily A member 8-like. The transcript has 14 exons. The coding region runs from base 168 to 656 and encodes 162 amino acids. Gene Ontology annotation, cellular component: plasma membrane. Gene Ontology annotation, biological process: cell surface receptor signaling pathway. Lineage: Eukaryota; Metazoa; Chordata; Mammalia; Primates; Hominidae. The record is from RefSeq and is a predicted model, not a curated record.
AGAACCCCGCGAGGCAGGGUGAGGGGCGCCACAGAGGAAGCGCCCACCGGGCUUCCCGGGCUGCCAGGCCCCGAAUUGAGGAAGUUGACUGCCAGAUCACACUCUGUUGGCCCACGCAGAUAGAUUCCAUUCAUCCUUUCUAAUGUCUACACCAUAUUUUGGAUAACAUGCCAUCAUCUCACAUUGUGUUGAAAGAAGAAACCAGAAUGUUGGGGGCUGCUCAAAUAAUUAUUGGUCUGAUCCACAGUGCUCUGGGAAAAACCUGGAUACAUUUAUAUAUUAAUCAAUCCACUUCAUUUUCAACAAUCUACUUGCCUAUAGUCUUUAUAUCAGGAUUCCCAUUUUUGGCAUCCUUAAUUUAUAUUAUAUCAGGAAUUUUUGCAAUAGUAGCAGAGAAGAAACGUUCACCAAUGUUGUUGAUGUAUGCCAUAUGGAUGAAUUUAAACAGUUUCGGCCUUGCAAUAAUUGGUAUACUUCUAAUUGCAUGUGAAAUUAUACUCUUUUUAACGAAAGAUGAAACUAUUCAGUGGCCACAUAAAAGUGGAAUCAUGCUUUCAAUGUAUUUGUGGGUAUUCUCCACCUUGGAGUUGAUCUUGGCAAAUACAGUGACCAGAUGGAUAAAAAAAGCAAAUCAUCAUGGCAACAAUACCACGUAAUGUACCCAGUAACAGAGGGAGCAAAGCAAAUCUUAUCCUCAAAGAACUGCAGCUGCUUGUUAGAUCUACCUGGUGGUUCCAUAGAGAAACUGCUCAGAGAACCUGCCUUUACCUCGCCUAAAAUAGAACUAUCCCAGAGCUUAGCAAAGGAGUCCAUUCAUCCUCUAUAACUGCUAUACAAUAUCUUUGUUAAAAUGCUGAGAAGAUUUAUCCUAAAAGAAGGCACCAAAGCAAUGGGGGCUGUGCAAAUAAUGAUUGGCCUGAUUCACAGUGCACUGGGAACUCUCUGGAUUCAUUGGAUUUUGCUAAGAGAGGAUUCAGGUGGUUCUGGUCCUAUCCCUAUAAUUGCUGUAGUAAUUUACUCAUUUUUGUCAUCAUUUUUUUUCAUCAACUCAGGAUCCAGUAGUGUAAUACAGAAGCCUGUUACAAGAUAUAAGUGGCCUGAAUCUGAAGCUGCAAUAUCUCCAAGCUUACUUUAGCAAUUGUAAUGAACAGCAUAACUAUUUGUGUGACUACACUUGGUAUAAUUCUAUUAAGCAUGGAGACUGCAACUUUUGCAUUAAAUGCAACCACAUACAAUUGGUCAAACAUGGUUGGUAUGAUGCUUUUACAAUAUUUACUACUCUGCACCAUCUUAGAGAUGACCAUUGUAAUCAUAAUCAUCCAGUGGGUUAUAAGAGCAUUUCAUCAUGAAAAACACACUGAAGAAAGCACUUCGCCCUCGGAAAUCUCACUGUCGGAAUCCUUGGAAAUCACACCAUGCACAACUUCUGUUUCUUCAUAAUUUGCAAAGAACCAGUGUGACUCCAGUCAAGAACAAAAGAUUAAUUGUGAAUUAGCGAAGAACUCUAAUUUUUUCAAGAAGCCACAUGGAAAAGGCAUUCUAAUGAAGUCCUUUCCAUUGCUCUUUUUUCUUAGUUCUUCAAUAAAGCAUGCGAUUUGAUCACAAA